CCUGUUAAAUGUAAUAAACAUGGCGGCGCCCUUUUAGCGUAACAUUGGAUUGUUGUAUUAUUUGAAUAUUUUAAAUGAUAACAUUUAUUCAAAGUCUUUUUAAGUGACCACUGUUUUAUCUAUAAAAAUGAAAUUACGUGACCUCGCUAGGUGGAAUAUGGGCGUUUCUCUAAUUUAUGCUGUGGGAAUUUGGACGGUAAUUGGAACUGCUGGAUAUGUAAGGAUGAAGAGAAAUCCUGAUUCACAGACUGUCAAAGAACAACCCUCCAUGACGAUUGCAUCUGAAUCUUCUAUUGAAGAAAACCAGCAGAAAGGAUCCCGAUUUAAGACCACAAUCACUUACAAAGAAAAUUUUGUCCCAUAUUCAACUAGACUGUACAACUUUGUACAAUCUUUUCUGAGUACUUCAAAUACUCAUGGCAGAAGUAAUACUUCAGAGAAGUAACUUGUGUUUUGUGCCGACCAUAAACUGAUGCAUAUAGUAAAUCAGUUGAACUUGUAUGAUCGAACAGUGGGAAAUGCCAGUAUGACAGUUCAUUUUUACUAAAUAUAUGACAUCUGAAUAAAAACAUUUUUUGUUAGAUAUUGA
Protopterus annectens (West African lungfish) is the source of this 589-nucleotide messenger RNA. RefSeq names its product small integral membrane protein 26 (gene SMIM26). The coding region runs from base 128 to 445 and encodes 105 amino acids. Gene Ontology annotation, cellular component: mitochondrion. The record is from RefSeq and is a predicted model, not a curated record. Lineage: Eukaryota; Metazoa; Chordata; Ceratodontiformes; Protopteridae. The transcript has 2 exons.